Colletotrichum chrysophilum is the source of this 822-nucleotide messenger RNA. RefSeq lists its product as uncharacterized. The transcript has 2 exons. The record is from RefSeq and is a predicted model, not a curated record. Bases 1 to 822 code for a protein of 273 amino acids. NCBI's taxonomy places the organism in Eukaryota, Fungi, Ascomycota, Sordariomycetes, Glomerellales, Glomerellaceae.
AUGGCUGACCUCGACCACCCCCAGACCGGCCAGGAGGGCCAUCCCAACACCUGCUUCGUCGAAGACAACGAGGACUCUGACACUGAAAGCAUCUCCUCGCCCCUCGAUCGCCUCUCCCUCGACGAGAGCAACAUCGGUCCUAUCGCCGCCGCCAUCCCUUCCGCGCACAUCCUCGACAUCGCCAACGUCUCGGGCAUCAACCUGGCCGCUGCCUCCUCUCCCGUCCCCAACACAACCACUGUCCCCGUUCCCCGCGAGCUCACCCUCGAGCCCCUCGUCUUCCUCGGCAUGGCCCGCCCCAUCCCCAGCGAAGCCGCCUCCAUCCGCCAGAAGUACGGCCCCAUCGCCUACGCCGACGACAUCGUCAAGGCCUUCGGCCUCCCCACCGCCCGCGCCCUCGCCAAAGAGAUGGCAUUCCACGUCGCCCGUCUGCACUACCACUCCGUCCGCGACUCCCACCGCGUGGUCUUCCGGCUCGCCCUCCCGCGCACCUACAACACCACCACCCGCGGCGGCGGCGGCGCCCCACACACCAACCCCGCCGAGGACCUCUGGCGCAAGCACCAGUUCCCCGUCUUCCCGCUGCCUCACCCCGUCCACCUCCUCGGGGGCGCUUCUUCGGAGGAUGAGCUGCUAGAGGCGUUCUCGGUCGACUACCACCGCAGCGCGGCUGAGAUCAUGGACGAGGUGCGCGAGAUGAGCAGCUUUCCGCGCGUGACGUACGGCUAUUACUUCGCCCUGUCGGACGAUAUGGUGCGCGAAAUCGACGCGUUCAGAUCUGAGGAUGCUUCUGAUGACGAUGACGAUGACGAUGACAACUGA